Prionailurus viverrinus (fishing cat) is the source of this 771-nucleotide messenger RNA. Its product is annotated as transcription initiation factor TFIID subunit 4-like. The transcript has 4 exons. The record is from RefSeq and is a predicted model, not a curated record. The coding region runs from base 1 to 654 and encodes 217 amino acids. NCBI's taxonomy places the organism in Eukaryota, Metazoa, Chordata, Mammalia, Carnivora, Felidae.
AUGGCUAUGCACUGCUUAGGUCACCACUUCCUCGUGAUGGCAAGCACCUUUUUGGAAGUGCAAGCGCGGGCUGCGGGGGCCCGGGCGCCGCGCGGGCGGGCCCCGCCGGGGGGAGUGCGCCUCCGCCCGCCGCGCGGGGCGCUGCGCCGGGGCCGCGCGGGGGCGCGGGGGCCCGGGGACGGCGCGCUGCGGGGAUCGGGGCGGCCCGCGGGCCCCCGCUGGCGCCGAGCCCCCGGUGCCGCCGGCGCCGCGCGCAAAUUACAUCUGAGCCGUCUUUCAAGCCGCCGGCCGCUUUCAAAACGGGGCUUUGAAAGGCCGGGCUCCCCCGGCUCCGCGCUGGAGGACCGAGCCGGGCUUGUCGGGGAGGCCGGGCCGGCGCGCACGUGCCCGCCUCUGCGGCCCCCGCGCGCGCUGCCAGCGAGCAUGAAAGCAAGGAGACGGUCUGUGAUCCCGCCUUACCGAGGCACCCAAUCUGGGAGGCAAAGAACAGACAGAUACAUGGACCUGUGGUUCUCCCAUUAUCUGAAUCCUGUUCCUGAUGACACAGGUUGGAGCAAAGCCUGCAGUGAGACGAGCCAAAGGCACCAAGCUGGAUGUCCUAGCUGCUGCCUCUCCCUUUACACCACGGUGAAAGCUCUGCCUAUAUGUUUUUAGCUGUGACUUACAUUUGCAGCAGCCUAGCCCUGAUCUCCGUGGCCAUCUUCCUGCUCUACAAUACAGGCCUGUGUUCUCAGCCUUCAACUAUUUCUGUGAGCAUUUCUGUGCUUCCCU